Naumovozyma dairenensis CBS 421 is the source of this 1275-nucleotide messenger RNA. It is a transcript of the gene OXA1, whose product is annotated as membrane insertase OXA1. NCBI's taxonomy places the organism in Eukaryota, Fungi, Ascomycota, Saccharomycetes, Saccharomycetales, Saccharomycetaceae. Gene Ontology annotation, cellular component: mitochondrial inner membrane. The record is from RefSeq and is a predicted model, not a curated record. Gene Ontology annotation, biological process: protein insertion into mitochondrial inner membrane from matrix; mitochondrial respiratory chain complex IV assembly. The transcript has a single exon. Bases 1 to 1275 code for a protein of 424 amino acids. Gene Ontology annotation, molecular function: membrane insertase activity.
AUGCCAGGUCAGUACCUAAAAUCAUUCCCACAAGUAUAUUGUCUAUCAUAUUCAAUUUCUAAUACAUCAAGGCCACCUACUAAUAUAUUUACGUUCCGCCGUCAUAAUUCAUCAUCAUCAUCAUCAUCAUCGUCAUCAACUAAUGUUACAACUGAUACAGUUUUAGAAGCAACUUCUUCUUCAAAUAUCCCACCUCCUGCCACAUCUAUCCCAGAUAUUCAAACUCAAUUACCAUCAUUUGAUGAUGUCACCGCGUCAGCAUCAUCUACAAUGAUAGAUCAAACAACUCAAUCAGUAGGUGAAUUAUCAAACCAUAUUGGCUAUUUAAACAGUAUAGGAAUGGCACAAACUUGGUAUUGGCCAGCAGAUAUAAUCCAACAUACUUUAGAAUACAUUCAUGUCUACUCGGGAUUACCAUGGUGGGGAACCAUCUGUGUAACCACAAUUCUAAUAAGAUUAUUAAUGUUCCCGUUAUACGUGAAAUCAUCAGACACUGUCGCAAGAAAUUCUCAUAUAAAGCCACAAUUAGACAAAAUUACAAAGGAAUUAAUGUCAUCCACUGACAUAUCCAAGAGUCAAUUAUUAGCCCUCGAAAGAAAGAAACUAUUGACUGAAAAUGGUAUAAAGACAAGAUGGUUAAUGGCUCCCAUGUUACAAUUACCCCUCGCUAUUGGUUUCUUCAACGCAUUGAGACACAUGGCAAACCAUCCAGUGGAUGGAUUCACUGAUCAAGGUAUUGCAUGGUUCCAAAACUUAUCCCUAGCGGAUCCAUACUUGGGUUUACAGUUCAUUACAGCAGCUGUAUUGAUUUCAUUCACUAGAUUAGGUGGUGAAACUGGUGCUCAGCAAUUUUCUCCCGUGAUGAAACGAUUUUUUACUAUUUUACCUCUAGUCUCCAUUCCUGCUACUAUGAAAUUAGCUUCCGCUGUAGUUCUAUAUUUCGCUAUAAAUGGGACAUUUUCAGUUUUACAAACUAUGGUAUUAAGGAAUAAUUGGGUUAGGAAACAGUUAAAGAUUACUGAUGUGAAAAAACAAGAUCAAAUUCAAACUACUACUGUUAAUGGGAAAGCACCAGCGGAGGAAAAUAAAGGGAUUUGGCAAUCGAUUAGAGAAAAUAUGGAUAAUGCCAAGAAACAAAGUGAAAAGAGACAAUUUAUGAAAUUGAAAGAGGAAAAAUUACAAAAAUUGAUAAAAGAACAAAACAAAAAUUCUAAAAUUAAAAUCGUUCAUAAAACUCAAUUUAAAAGAAAUGAUGAUUAUCAAAAAAGAAAUUAA